AUGUCAAAGUCAGCUAGAAGUCAUAUAACUGACUUCAAGAAAUCGUAUAUAAUGAAGUGUUUGCAGAAAAAAUACGGCAAUAUCGAGACGUACGUAGAAAAGCUGGAUAAAUUUUAUCAAGCCGAAGAUUAUCAUCAGAAAUACUGGUUACGAUGCAGUCGUAUCUUUGACGAGUUAAACCUUAGCGAUGCUCAAGUCGUCGACACUACUUUGGCUGCUAAAGUAAGUGCAAAUUAUUCUCGCAAACAGAUGAACGCCUACUGCGCUGGGUAUACCGACUUUUCGGAACUUGAAGAAUUAAAGAAGCAGCAUGGAUUGUCGGAGAGCCUUGUGGAGAGAGUGAAGAAGAUGGCUUCCUCAGGCGGUGAUCCCAGAGCAUGCCAUUGA
Cylicostephanus goldi is the source of this 387-nucleotide messenger RNA. Lineage: Eukaryota; Metazoa; Nematoda; Chromadorea; Rhabditida; Strongylidae. The record is from the annotation of a GenBank genome assembly.